AUGGAGCAAGGGAACAUCAAGCAACUGGACAGUGUCACCAGCCUUAUCCAAUGGAGAAGACACAUGGAGGUGGUGAAGUUGGAGCUGCUGGAGCAGGUGCAGGCGCAGCUCAGAGACGUGCUGGACAAGGCCAUGGAGGAGGCUGCACAGUCCUACCUGCAGCCCCACAGGAAGGCCCUGCUGGAGAGAGAGGAUAGGGGGAGAGGCUCCCUGCUGGAGAAGCGGAAGGUGUUCGUCAACCGGCAGUCGCUGCUCGACGAGCUGCUGGAGGUGGAGCACUUCCGAACCUUCUACCACAUAUUCAUCGCCAUGCUCUGUGUCUUCAUCCUCAGCACUGUGGCAGUGGACGUCAUCAACCAAGGGAGCUUAGACCUGGACUUUGACCUCUUUAUCUUUGCUUUUGGGUGUCUGCCCACGGUGCUGGCCACCUGGCUAGUUAUGUUCCUCUACACUCUGCUGGUCCCCUACAAAGCCCUGCAGCUGUGGGCUGGCUCCUACCACACCGUGCGCUUCCCCCGCCUCUUCACUGCCAUCCUCUUGGAGGCGCUGCUGGCCUGUCACGCCGCCGUGCUUGGCUACUACCCCAUCUACACAGUGAUCCAGCACCAGCUCCCAGCUGCAUCCAGGUUCAUCGUCAUCCUCAAGCAGAUCCAGUUCCUGAUGAAAAGCCAUUCGUUCCUGCUGGAGGCCGUGCCCGGCAUCAUCCAUGCCAAGCCACCGGAUGGGGAGAUGAAGCUGCCUGCAUUGUCAACAUACUUGUAUUUUCUGUUCUGCCCCACGCUGAUUUAAAGGGAGAGCUACCCCAGGACUCCCUAUGUCCGGUGGAAAUACGUCGCUCAGAACUUCGCCAAGUUCCUGGGCUGCCUGUUCUAUAGCUAUUUCAUCCUGGAGUGCCUCUGCAUCCCCGUCUUCACCAACAUGAGCAAGCAGCCCUUCAGCAUCAAGACGCUGGUGCUGUCCAUCUUCAAUGCCACCCUGCCAGGGACCUUCCUCCUGCUGCUGUCGUUUUUUGCCUUCCUGCAGUGCUGGCUCAACGCCUUUGCCGAGAUGCUGCGCUUUGCUGACCGGACCUUCUACAAGGACUGGUGGAACUCCACGUCCUUCGCCACCUACUACCGAACGUGGAAUGUGGUGGUUCACGACUGGCUCUGCUACUACGUCUACCAGGACCUGUUCUGGCUCUUCAGAGGGAGGUCCCGGGUCGCAGCCAUGCUGUCUGUCUUCAUCAUGUCCGCCAUCGUCCACGAAUAUGUCAUCACCCUCUGCUUUGGCUUCUUCUACCCUGUCUUGUUCACCCUCUUUGCCAUCUUCGGAGUCAUCUUCAACUUCCUGCUGAACGACAAGCGGAAGGGCUCGAUCUGAAACAUCAUCAUGUGGACCUUCCUCUUCAUCGGCCAGGGCAUCCAGGUGUGCCUGUACUGCCAGGAGUGGUACGCUCAGAUCCACUGCCCACUCGAGCAGAAGACGUUCUGGGGGCUGGUGACGCCACGCUCCUGGUCCUGCCGCAGCUAG
Molecule: messenger RNA, 1512 nt
Organism: Chelonoidis abingdonii (Abingdon island giant tortoise)
Lineage: Eukaryota; Metazoa; Chordata; Testudines; Testudinidae
Source: RefSeq, a predicted model, not a curated record